Messenger RNA from Lathyrus oleraceus (garden pea), 758 nucleotides. RefSeq names its product serine/threonine-protein phosphatase 7 long form homolog. NCBI's taxonomy places the organism in Eukaryota, Viridiplantae, Streptophyta, Magnoliopsida, Fabales, Fabaceae. The record is from RefSeq and is a predicted model, not a curated record. The transcript is spliced from 4 exons. Gene Ontology annotation, biological process: meristem development; meristem maintenance. The coding region runs from base 48 to 758 and encodes 236 amino acids.
CUUUUUUUUCAUGUGCUUAUUUGCUUCAAGCUUGGGGGUGGUCUAGGAUGUCGUCGCUCGCCCCAGAAAAUGAGCGUCCAAUCGUGUUCCCCUUUGCAACCAAGUGGUCAGUAAGGGGAAUGAACUACAAUAGGUGUCCGAAACACGCUAUUGUAGUCUAUCGAAAUCUAUUGGAUCACAUUGGACAUGAUGAUUUUGUUUGGAGGCCAUAUCUGGGUCUGGAUCAUGAUGUGAACCAUGACGAUGCUGCAGUUUGGACAGCGAAGACACCGAUUAUCCGAUUCACUACAGUUGAAAUGCACCAAAGUGACCGGGUCAAACUGCAGUUCGGAAUGCUACAACAUAUUCCAGAAUCUCCCACGUGUUUGGGGAAUUGGCAUCAAAAAAGGGUCGAUGCACAGUGGGAUUAUUCUGACUGGAGAGACUUUGCAAAAGACAUGUGUCGUCAAUGGAGGAAUCGACGACAACACAUCCUGAACGAACCAGUCAUCCAAGGUGCAAGACCGACUCAACAAUAUAUGGCAUGGUUUAGGUCUGUAACAACUCAACAAUUCGUAUCUGAGCCGCGGUAUUUGAUGGAUCCGCGCCAACUUCCUUCGUCAUCGUAUGUCCCAUAUAAAUUCACCACCCAACACCAAUGUGAACCCACCCUAACCCAACAACCAACCACACAACAUCAACCGACCACAUACACAAAACAACCACACACCCAAAUCGCAACCCAUGGAAUAUCCGGAACUGGUCAUGGGAUGCCCUAG